CAUCUGGCUAAAUGCUACAUUUAUGCUAGGAUUGUGCUAACAGCCUUGUCUUUUUCCAUCUGCCCUCUACAGGUCAGUCAAGGAAAUGUCCCUGGCGUGGAAAGUGCUUCCCUGGCCAUGGACACAGAGGAAGGCGUUGAGGUGGUGUGGAACGAGGUUCUCUUCUCAGACAAAAAGGUCUUCAAAGCACAGGAGGAAAAAAUCAAAGAGAUGUUUGAGAACUUGAUGCAGGUCGAACACCCCAACAUUGUUAAGUUCCACAAGUACUGGCUGGACAUGAAGGAGACCCAGGCUCGGGUCAUUUUUAUCACUGAAUACAUGUCUUCAGGGAGCCUCAAGCAGUUCCUGAAGAAGACAAAAAAGAACCACAAGACCAUGAAUGUGAAGGCCUGGAAGAGAUGGUGUACCCAGAUCCUGUCAGCACUCAACUAUCUGCACUCCUGUGACCCACCGAUAAUCCACGGCAACCUAACCUGUGACACAAUCUUCAUCCAGCACAACGGGCUCAUCAAGAUUGGCUCAGUGUGGCACCGGCUGUUUGUUAAUGUGUUCCCAGACGCCAGUGUCCACAGCAAAGGAAGGCAACACCGGGAUGAGCAGAGGAAUCUCCAUUUUUUUGCUCCUGAAUAUGGAGCUGGUGAGGAUGACUACUCCAUAGACAUUUUCUCCUUUGGCAUCUGCGCCCUAGAGAUGGCAGUACUGGAAAUUCAAGCCAAUGGAGAUUCUGCUGUAUCCAAGGAGGCCAUUGUGAAUGCAGGUCAAUCUUUGGAAGACCCUCUCAUGAGAGAGUUCACGCAGUCGUGUUUGCGUCAUGAUGCCAACCUCCGUCCCACAGCUCACGACCUUCUGUUCCACAGAGUCCUGUUCGAAGUCCACUCCCUCAAACUGCUCGCCGCCCACUGCCUCAUCAACAACCAGUAUUUGCUUCCUGAGAACUGUGUGGAGGAGAAAACAAAGUCGUUUGACCCCAACGCUGUCAUGGCAGAGAUUAGACAUGAUGACAGACCCGGAGUUCAGCUCAAGUAUUCCCAUGUUUCCCCUUUAGAGCUUGACAAGUUUCUGGAGGAUGUCAAGAAUGGGAUUUACCCCUUGAUGAACUUCGCCACGUCCCGGCCUCACCCCGUCCCUCGAGCUCUGUCCUUGUCUCAGGAGCAGGUUGAGACGGUGAAGACACCGACUCCUGAACCCCAGGAGACAGAAACGAGAAAGGUUAUUCAGAUGCACUGUAAUUUGGAAUCAAAUGAAGAAGGGACCAAAACUCAUCUCUCAUUGUUUCUGAAGAUGGACGACAAACUUCAUCGGCAACUAAGCUGUGACAUCUUUCCAACGGACACUCCAAAAGACCUCGCUAGUGAACUCGUCCACUACGCCUUCAUAAAUGAGGAGGACAGUGAGAAGGUAGCUGCAUUCCUGGAGGACUCCAUCAGUCGACACCGGGUCCGCGCGCUGGCUGCUGGGAGCAACCAGUGACAGCGGUGUCGCGACAGCAGCUGGGACUGAUGAAGGAGGUUCCCCCUCUAGGGGACGUUGAGCACACGGGUGGAGAAAGAGAGGGAAGCAGACAGACAGCUGUGGAAGACAUUGUCCAGGACGCUAAACGGGACAGAGGGUGAACGCUGAAACGCUUUGAAAGUCAGUAAAUUAUCCCAAUUAGUUGGAAGGAAAACGACAGCAGCGAGAGUGAAACCGAAGGUGUUUCUGGUUGGAGGACUGGAAACGCCUCGUAGCGAAGUCCACCUUCCCCACAGAGCAGUGGCUGAUCCACAGAGUCCCUGCCUAAAAGGGCUACCAUGCCUUACACAUUCAGUUUUCCGUAAUGUGACGUUUGAGAAAGACAUUGUACUGUUCCAAGCCUCCUUUUGCACUCCAGUGCCCAUUUUUAUUGACUCACAAACAGAAACAAGUGAUUUCCUAAAGCCUCCGUCCCUCUCAAGCCUUCAGCCAUCACAGUUUUCAGGAAUUUUAUAUUCCACCCAUCAUGCACUGUUAAUACUCAUCCAGUUAUUUAUUUCUACCCCGUAACUGUGAACCGUAGAAACAUUGC
This is a messenger RNA of Poecilia latipinna (sailfin molly), 2044 nucleotides long. Its product is annotated as nuclear receptor-binding protein 2. Gene Ontology annotation, biological process: protein phosphorylation. The annotation marks the transcript as partial. The record is from RefSeq and is a predicted model, not a curated record. Gene Ontology annotation, molecular function: protein kinase activity; ATP binding. The transcript is spliced from 17 exons. Lineage: Eukaryota; Metazoa; Chordata; Actinopteri; Cyprinodontiformes; Poeciliidae.